AUGUCGGAUGACGAUCUUCAGGACGCGUUCCGGUGUGGUGGCAGCGUGCAGGAGGAGCGGUUAGGCGCUUCCCGUAAGAGGAGCCGCGACCACGGCAGCGAGGUGGUCUCUCCUCUAAUUGUUAUCCGUAAACGGGGAGCGGUGAUUGUGUUACGCGCGCACGUGUCGGCGCAGGAAGCGCGGGGCCACUUCCUGCCGCCACCCCCGGCUGGGUGUUGUUGCUGGCACGGCCAGACUGGAGCACGGACCGGCCCGACACCCUACAACUGGAGGACGGCUCCACCACCUGGCGUCGGAUUACCUCAGCCGUACGAAUCGCGAGAGCCUGCGGACGCUCAGUACCGGCUGAUGGAGGCUGCGAAGGACGUUGCUCCCUCAGGUAUCUAUUACAGUGAGGAGACGGCGCUGUAUCUGACACAAGUGGCGCCCUCGCCGCCAGUCCCUUGCUGUCACCGAAUGAGAGGCUUGUUAGUUUGUCUUCUCCCAGGGUUGCCGCAAGUUCUGCUUAUUGUGACGGUUUGUGGUUCGGUUCUUUGGUGGAAACCAGGUGAGAUGUCUGAAGCAGUUACCACAGAAGCACCACCAUCUCGGAGGAGGAGCACCAGGGUGAGAAGAGAGAAAACACAAGAUCAAGAUAAGUCCAGUGUGAAAGAUGACAGUGGACUGGCCAACAAGAGGAAGGCUAGUAAUGGUGUGGCAGCAGCCACUGGCAGGCAGGAAGCCAGGGCAUCACCACUUGCUGGCAGAGUGGAGCACAGUGCCAAGGCUGCUGCAGGCAGUGCUGUAGGGAAGACACCAGUGCAGCCAAGGACAAAAGGGCGUGUUUCAGAUGCCACUGCUGUAGGCAAGGCCGAAGGGAAGGUGCUGGUGGCACCUGCUGGAAAGGCCAAGCGACGUGCGUUGUCAGCAGCUACUGGCACGGUGGAGGGUGGAAUCACUGUGGUGACAUGUGGGGUGCAGGGCCAGGUGCUCUCUGCCACCAACAAGGCAAACACCACACCCAUCAUAAAGAAGUCGAAGACCAAACCAGCUCCAAAAAAGGUCUCACAGCAUUCCAGCUCUGAAAGUGCCAGGGGAAGACGUGCUUCCUUUGAGAGGAAGAGCAUGUCCAGGAAGAGCCGGUCCCGCAAGUCCAGGAAAAGCCACAAGGGUUCUUCACACAGUGCUAGCUGUUUAACUUGUUCUGAAGACAGUUACUCUGAUGAAAGCCAUUCUGAUAGCUGUAGCACUUGCAGUGACUAUGAUACUGGAAGUGACAUUUCCUGCUCAUGUUCAGACUGUGAGUUUGAAGACCGGAUAAAAGGAAAGAGGCAGCGAGCGCCAAAGAAAAAGCCUGAAGUCGUGAUGAAAUUUCAUGGAAUUUACACACCUGACUAAAACUGUCAAAAUUUAUAACUACAUUUGUAACUAAAAUUUUUAAUCUUUGAAGGUUCACUUUUAUAAGAAUUGAUUUUUAAUUGUUUUGUUCACUAGCUUAAGAUAUUGAUAUUUUUUACUACAGUUUUUAUUUUAGUCUGAGCUAAUUUUAAAUACAAAAUACUUAAGCUAUAGCAAGCAUUCUGCAAAUUUUUAAGUUUUCAGUGGUGUUUUGGAAAUACUAUACACAAUAAAGGUUGUAUUAAAUAAUA
Molecule: messenger RNA, 1628 nt
Organism: Schistocerca gregaria
Lineage: Eukaryota; Metazoa; Arthropoda; Insecta; Orthoptera; Acrididae
Exons: 6
Coding region: 1-1377 (458 amino acids)
Source: RefSeq, a predicted model, not a curated record